Molecule: messenger RNA, 1945 nt
Organism: Arachis stenosperma
Lineage: Eukaryota; Viridiplantae; Streptophyta; Magnoliopsida; Fabales; Fabaceae
Exons: 16
Coding region: 514-1686 (390 amino acids)
Biological process (GO): mitotic spindle assembly; activation of protein kinase activity; regulation of mitotic spindle organization
Cellular component (GO): nuclear microtubule; mitotic spindle
Molecular function (GO): protein kinase activator activity; microtubule binding
Source: RefSeq, a predicted model, not a curated record
CAUUAACACUUCAUUCAUCCAUUUCCUCUUUCAUUUCCACUCAUUCCAAAUAAAAGAACACACAGAACCAAAUAUAUAUACUAAUUAAUUAAUUAAUUUAAUUGAGUAAGAUCAAGCUUAUUAUAAAUUAACGUCCCAACCUCACCCUCUUCGUUUUUCUGGGAAAACGGAUUAACGAACAGAGUUAUUUUCCCUCAAACGAGAAAAAGAGAGAGAAGCGGGGACGGGAUUCGACUCUGUAACUUCAACGCGGAUUCUUUCUGGUUCGUGUCGAAUCCCCAAUUCAGCCGCAUUCUCUCUCUCUCCCUCCCAUUCAAUUCAAUUCAAUUCAAUUUUAUUCAUUCAUUCAUUCAUUCGUUAUUAUUAUUAUUAUUUUAUUUUUGUUUGCUUCAUUGCUUUUUACCCCUUAUUCGUUGAGGUUCUUCGUCUUCUUCAAUUACGGUGAGAAAACGGAGAUUCCAUUGCGGAAAACACGGAAAUUGUAGCUACUAGCCUCUGAAACAGAGAGAGAGAAUGAUGGAAGAAGAGUUUGAGGAGUUCGAGGAGAUCGAGGUCGAAUACGCGUGCCUAGAAGAGGAUGAAAUCGAUCCCGUUUACGAGUUUGAUGCUCCUCAAUUCUGCGAUUUCUUACGUCCCGAGACGCUUUUUGAUGAUGCUGAAGCAGAGCAGUGGUUCGAAACCGCUCAGAGCCAUGAACCUUCACCAUUUUUGCUGAAGUUUAAAUGGAGAAACCCCUGUGCAGAUGUUUCAAAAGCUCCAGCCAAUAAUGGCAAAGAAACAAGGCCUACCAGCAGCAAUUCAAGUGGAUCAUCGAAAUCGAAAGUUUCAUCUUUCAUGAAGCCAACAGCAAGUAAUUUGGCCAAGCAGAAGAAUGUUACUGAAGUUACAUGCAAUCAAUCUUGCAGGAUUAAGAGUCAGGAUUCUUCUCCAAAUGAUAGCCUAUUAUCCAAGAGACAGAAGCUUGAAGCCGGUUACAUAAAAAAGGCUGCUCAUCUGAAACAUCAAGCACUUUUUGCACAUAAGAAAACCGAGAAAGAUCCUUCUGGAGUGAGUGCAGCUUCUAGACCGAAAGCAACUAUUCCUAAAGAACCAGUUCUGGAAACAGCCGUGAGGGCACAAAGACACAAGCAAAUAACUGAUGCUGAAUCCCGUGAAAAUACAAAAUCGUCACUUAUAGCACGUCCCUUGAAUAAAAAGAUUUUGCAGGCUCCAGCACAAUCCGUACAAAAUAAGAAAACACAGCGAGCAAAAGAAGCUAAUGGUGAGGGAGUUUUGAAUAGAAGUUCUAACACCAAUACAAGGGAACACCGAAGGACAAACCCUAGCGAUGGCUCAAGGCAGGAGAAAUGUGGAAUGACUAACAAACCCAAAGGAAAGCCUGAGGAUGCGCAACGAUCGAACAAAGGUGAAAGAGGUGUCUUCCGAAGUAUCAAAGUAUAUCCACUGGAACCAAAUGACAAGAGACUUAAUUAUGAACCACCUAUAGAUUUACUUAGCAAGCUGUCCCUGGUUUCUGAUGUGAAAAAACCUGCAAAACUGCCAUCUAAGGGCUUGAAGGAGAAUAGACCUGGAUCCUUGCACCAAGAAUACGAGUACAAGAAACCGGCCAAAGAAGCAACCUGUGGAAAGCAGUAUCGAUGCGUCCUCAUAACGCAGCAGGCCUAUAUGGUGGAACUCGGACAUUAGAUGAAAAUGUGGUGUUGGUUCUCCUGAUUGAUGCUUAAAUUCUCUUGAAACAUUUGCUAAAGUUACAAAAAUAUAUAUCCCCUCUAUGAUGGAAACUUCAAUUGUAAGUAAUAUUGGAAGAACAAUUCCAAUGGGGCCCUUAUUUGUUAACCAGUAGUAAUUAACAAAGGAUAGUAUUACUACUGGAUGAGAUUGUUUAGAGAGGGAUAGACUUCCAUGAUGUAUUGCAGCCUAAUACAUGCAAUGCAUUGUAAUACAA